Molecule: messenger RNA, 1374 nt
Organism: Mesorhabditis belari
Lineage: Eukaryota; Metazoa; Nematoda; Chromadorea; Rhabditida; Rhabditidae
Source: the annotation of a GenBank genome assembly
AUGGAAGACGAUUUGUUAAGUGAAGCAACCUCAAAACUGUGUUCAAUUCAACUGUUAAAUGCUUUACAUGUAAAGUCAUGCGAUGGGAAAACCGGCAUUUACUUCACAAAGCAUACACCACAACUAAAUGGAAUGUGGGACAUGUUGGUGGCUGGAACGAAUGGAGAGCUCCCAAUGACCAACGAACUCUAUUUUAACUCAAAAGUGCCUGGGAUUUACAUAAACAUUUUGGAUUUGACGGGAAUUCGUGUCAGAGCGUCACUGAAUGAGGAUUGUGUAGCGCCGUGGACAUCUGGAGCUGAAAGAAUGCGUUUGGACAACUUCUUCGGAGCACCAGGUGUUGGGAUUUCUUCAAAACCCAGCCCAACAACGAGACGAGUGAUUUUACAACGAUAUUCGAAACAUCCACGAGGAUUGCCGAUUUCAAAAAAGAUCUUGAGCAUUCCGGACGCUGAAAAGCCGCAUAUGUUUGCUGAAGGGACAAACGCUUUGGUGCUCUAUUUUGUUAAAUCUCCUUUCGAAGUACAAGCUAAAGGAAGCUACAAAAGGAUAUCAGCUGAUUCGAAGCAAGUUUUGAUAGAUCUUAUCGAGAAGAAUCCAAUGCUGAGCACGGAGAGAAUUCAUGAGUUGAUGACGAGAGAACUGGAUGGGCAAAGUGUUCCCGACUUGAAACGGAUCCAAUUCCAACAGAAGAAAUACUUGAAAAGUCUCUUUGUGCAGAAAAAACCAAAACGAAUCGCUGGAAGCCGGGAAUUUCUGAAAGAGGAAAAGAAACGUUUGCAACAAGGAACACCGCCAACGGAGAUCCCGCAACGGAUUCAACCAAUCGAGGAAAGGGAUCAGCUAUUUCUGGCCAAUCACCAGUCAUCUUCCUUGCAAAUGGACAAUUUCGCAUCUCCGAUCAAUCCAGCUCCAAUUUCUCCAAUCGCUUUUACUAAUUAUCAUCAUAGUUCAAAAAUCAACGUCUUUGAGGAUGCUCCGGAUCAGGAUCAGGAAAACGAUGAACCCAGCUCGAGCUCGCUCUCACACUCGCCACUGAACGCGCUGCUCAUGCAAACGAGUUCGCUGACGAAUCGGAUGGUUCAAUCUCCUCAACCAGGCACUGAAUAUGAAAGUUUCGAGGAGAAAAUCCCUUCCUACUACAUGGAUUUAGCGAGAGGUGUCUCAGUGAAGCAAGCUUUGUCAACUCAUCGAAAAGUGCCGGAGACUGGUCAACUCUUCACUGGCGCUCAGAAACUCGUUCUUGACGGAAUCGUGAAAACGUUAAACGAGCUUCUCCUAAAGUCAGACAAUAAUGGAUUUAAUGGUGAAGAAACGCCAAUCAACGUCCUCCAAUUAUUCCCCGACAUCAAGCCGACCUCCGGAAACGGGUUC